Cataglyphis hispanica is the source of this 5744-nucleotide messenger RNA. RefSeq lists its product as uncharacterized. The transcript has 10 exons. Bases 562 to 3123 code for a protein of 853 amino acids. The record is from RefSeq and is a predicted model, not a curated record. Lineage: Eukaryota; Metazoa; Arthropoda; Insecta; Hymenoptera; Formicidae.
CGGAGGUGCGAGUUGACAGCUCGUUCUCUCUUCUCGUGUCGUCGAAUCGUCACUCGCGGCGAAACUCUCGUCCUGACAGGCGAAGACGCGCGAUGCCGCGAUGCCUCGCGCGUCGCCCUGAGUACCGAGCGCGGUCGAAACGGGCGACGGUGCCCGAUCGAAUGUCCCCGUUGACGGCCACGGUUGCCCUUUGGGUCUCCUUCGUUCCGUGAUCGUGCUCGACGUUCUUCGCGCCCGAUCGCGCCCCUCGAUGUUCAUCACGAUGUAAGACCUCGCCGACGAUCAGAUCGAUCAUCAUCCUCGCCCUCAUCGCUGUAUCUUUGCAAUUGUCAUCGACCGUCGUCUCGACAGCGGCAGUUACCUGCAGUUUUUCUAGAAUAAUUCCAUGAAAAACAAAGAAAUAUGAAGAGAUUUAAUUGAAUCGGGUGAGCGCAUUUGUGUUCAGAAAGCAAGUAUCUGUUUAGCCAAAAAAAAAAAAACAGCAAAGGACAACAGAAAAUUCGGCAUGAUCCGUGGCAGGAGUAGAAUCAACUUGGAAACAUUAGAUGGGGCGGAGGAGGCAUGGAAGCCACAGCUGGCCGACCGUCUCAUCAGAGACUCUUCAAGAACACCUUGCCAUCACCGGGAAUACCCGGAUUAGAUGUCAUAAGAGCCUUACACCAAACGAUCGUGUCAUUGCGUACGGCUCUGGACUCCUCGCGCGAAGAGCUUCGCCGAUUACAAGAGAGUGUCGGGGAUUUCUCCAGCGAGAGUUACGUCGACGCCGUGAGCCGUCUGGCUCUUGAGAAUCACGUCCUCAGACGAAGAAUCUUGAGCAAGAGCUGCGAAUUCUCAUGUGAUGCGGCAAUCAGCUCGCCGCUUAAGUCGAAACGCAUCCGACUCGUAGAAACUUCUCGUAUGGAUCGACCAACAGAUUCAAAAACUACCAUGGAUGUAUCUAAAGAGAAGAUCGAUGAUAAUGCUCGCAAUACAAAUAAAUUUAAUCAGCCUGCUUCUGGACACAGCAGCAGUAGUAGCAGCGGCAACGAUAGUCCCGAUCUGCCUUCUCGUGCUAGCCGAUCCGAUAGACUGCAAACUAUAUCGAAAUCCUCUAGAACUGCAAUUACCAAAGGCACCACUAGCUCAACAAUUACACAGGCGGCAUCUACGAUGCUAAACGUUCACUGUGAGAAUGAUAAAACCUCGAUUUUGACGACGAACGCAACUAGCAACGAGGAAGAGCCACACGAAAUUUCAGGCGAUGCGGUCAAUAUGGAUCACUUGGACGUUCCUGAAAAGGAUACUGGUGAGGACUUAAGUUUGAAAUCCAUUUCUGACGGUGACAAUUCUGUGUUCAGUGAUCACACCGAUCAACAGACACCUCGUCAGAGUCAACCAGGUGAUUCAUCGAGACCGAAUGAACAUUCGGAAAACGAAUCGGAGGAGCUGGACGACAUCGAGCUGAUAUUUACGACAGAUGAAACUUGUCGUGAUCUCGGCCUGCAAGAGGACCUGGUAUCUAUCACGGAAACCGAGUCGUGGCAGCAUGCGGGUGUCGGUAGCGGUCAGCCUGUUCUACUCAAGUAUACAAAGUCGGCGGAAAACGAGUCGUUGGUCUGUAAUGGUGACAAGACUAGUUCUGUCGAGGAAGCAGUCUCCUCGCAAAGUUCCAGCAUCGAUCGCGAGGAAAGCGUUGACAGAUUCGACGAGAGUUCCAACACCAGACUCAACAAGAUGUGGUCGCAGUGUUCCGUCUUAGUCGAGACGGACAUCAGCAAAUGCGGAAUUGUGGAGGAUGCUGAGAGCUCAACGGGAUCGUCUUUGCGACAUGUUGCGAGAAGAAACACUUUGGCCGCACCGCCAACAACUUACAGACCUAUUAUUCAUCGGGAGGCUUUAGCUGGCAGUCGUAGAAAGAGCUCCGCUCCAUUGCGGCCAGUAAUGGACCGUAGUAGUGGUGCCCGAAGAGAAUCUGGUGCCCAAACGGAUAUCUCCGCGCUUCCGGCACAAUGGAGAUCCGAAAGCUAUCUGGCCCACAAGGUUGCGCACACCUUUACGACGCUACCGAGCAAGUUUGCGCUUCCAACGGGCGUGCCCAGCCGAUUGAGGUUGUCGGACAAAACUCGAGAAGCUAGAAGAGUGAUGUUAUCAGACAUCAGUUUCACUAGUAUGGUACCCGAGUUAUCAAGAAGUGCUGAUCAUUUGUGCCAUGAUUCACACGCGCAGUGUCUUAGCUCGCGCAACUACGGUUUUCGUACACCAGAAAUCCAUAGACGCGAAUCCCUGGGUUCUCCCGCGGGAUACUGGCCACGUUGCAAUCCCGCAACAAGUCUGCCAAGUCCCUGCGAUUGUCGACUAUCAACUGACCUGUAUCCUUCGCGAUAUCGCGGCUCUCUGACAUCAAUACCGUCGCCCGGUCUCGAGGUUGUCGGUGGUCCAUCGCGAAGGCACUCUUGGAGAGCAACGGCAGCAUCCUUUGACACAUGGAGAGUUCCAGUCGCGACUUCAACGCCACGUCCGACCUGGUCUUCGAUGCCGUCCUCUCCGACACAUGUGCAUCCUCCGUCGAUCUCCUCCAGAAUUUCAAAAAGUGCACCAAAGAGAACACGAUCAAAGGUGACUUUCCAAGAAUGUCCAAUGACACGCGGUAGUCUACCCAAUUUGCGUUCAGACUUAGUCGGCGGUGAAAAUAGCGGGGAUUCCACCGAAUCAUUGAUCGAUGAAGCCGAAGAUUAUUUGCGGCGAAGUAUCGAUUCUAUGCUGACAAUAUCGAGCAUCAGCACGGAUUAUUGGAGUAAGCAAACAGCGAGACGAAGAAGGACGCGAAGACAUUCGGAGCCUGACUUAAUUCGCGAUUGGCAUCCUCCCCAAGAUGCCAGGCCAUAUUUGCCAAAGAUACCAAGAGAUCUCAAAUUAGAUCACCUUGUGAAGGUCAUAUCGCCGGAGGGCAGGGUCCUCCAAGGACGUGUGAGAUACGUAGGUCCAGUUCCAGGCCGAGAAGAUGCGCAUGUGGGAGUAGAAUUGCCAUAUGUUAACGGUUCAUCCGAUGGUACUUUUCAUGGCAGAAGAUUCUUCGAUUGCGAACCGGAUCGUGCGAUCUUCGUUCCAUUCAAGAAGGUAGUGCUUGCCUGGUGCACUACUUGACCCGAAGCAUCAACUCCCAUGGUCACGCCUCGUAUUCUACUCUCCCAAUACACUAUGUAAGAAGAAAGUGAGGGAGAGAAAGAUAAAGAAUUCGGCGACACGUAAGUCGUAUUUACAAAUUAUCAUAUUUGAAAGCUGGCCAAUCCUCUGGUUAGAUCAAGUGUAAUGCGACUAUCUAUAAUCUUCGUCGAUUAAUUCUCUCAUCCCCAUACGGAAUUGUAUAGCUGUUUAACUACGUGUGUGUAUUAAAAUUAUCAAAAUUGAAAAAAAUAAUUUUAGGUGCCAUAAAAAUAUAAUAACGAACGCUGUAUCAUAUGUCGUGUAAUACUAUAAACAUGUAUGUAUGUAACAUAUACACGCUCUAUAUAUGUAUAUGUACAUACAUACACUAAUCCAAUAAUAUAUUAUAGCUUAUUCUGUUUAAAACAUAUUUGACAGAUCGAUAAUCACUUCUAGCCUUAGAGGCUUAGUAGUGACAAAUUCUGCAAUAUAUCGACGUCUCUUAUUGUGUACCUAAUUUUCUACAAAAUAUUUUUUUUUAAAUAUGAAGCAAAGUUGAUAAAGUCUCAUAGCUUGCCUUUCUAAUGUAGCACAGUUGAAGAAGUAAAAAGUAAAUCGAAACUUAUUAAAAGAAUGUCAAAAUACAGUCCAUUAUCGAGUGCAUAUUAACGCAUUCAGCUGACAAAAUAUAACCAAAAUUGUAUCGAAAAUGGGAAUCUGAGAACAGCUAUAAAAAGCCAAAUCAUAAUCAAUAAAAUUUCGCACUUUCAUCUUCCUACUCAUAUUAACGUGAUUAUAUGUACAAAAUGUAUGUAUAAAUCGCAAAAUGAUUUUCUUAAUGUUCAACAUGCGAUAUCAUAUACCAAAAAAAUAUAUAACAAACCUAUAAGAUAACUUUGAAAAACUUAAAUGUAGUAUUGUGUUACGCUCUAAAGAUAAGAACAAACAUAUUUGGUUGAACAGUAAAUUUGGGAAUGAGGGAAUUAAAUUACAAUUUUAUUACAUAUAACUGGAGGAUAAAAGCAGCAGAAUCAACUGUUAAUUACAAUUUUUGGCAGGAAUAAUCAAAAUGAUCUAUUAAUUAUUAAUUAAUUAAUAUUUUUUAUCAAUAAUAAUUUGAGAGGCUAUGUGCAGCGAACGCUGAUCUUUUAUUUCGGAUGGCGUAGCAUUGUGAUCGUAUUUCAAUAUCGAUAAAAUGACAUUUGCUUGCGAUAUUAUAAUAUAAAGCUCUUAAGAGAAAGAUUGUGUACCAUUGUGUUUCUCAUUCAAAGGAAAAAAAUGAUUUUUUUUGGCUACUAUGAUUACAAUUACUUAUUAUUAUUAAUACACACAUCGAGAAAAUAUUCACAUUAUCCUGAGCACUCUAUUAUAUAAAUAUAGAAAAAAAUUUUCUUCUUGGAUACUCUACUCGAGAGAUCGUUUCCUUCGUUGCAUAAUAUUCUAUUUUUUUUGGCACGAUUAAAUGUCGAUUCAAAUUCUUUUCUUUUUUAAGGGAAGAAAUUUGCAUGUUUCUUCAGGAUACUUCAAUUUAAUUCAAUUAUUUGGCACAAAAUCUUUUUAUCAGUUUUCUCAAUCAUAAGUAAAAAGUGUUGGAUAAAAUCCAUAAAGCAUUUAUCUGGUGAUUGAUAAUUUUGAGCAGUCUCGAGUUCGAUCUUAACCCAAAUAUCUCAUGAAUUGAAUCUCUGAUAUCGCAGAUUUGGCGAGAUUAUUCUUAAGAUUUAAUUUUGCUGUAAUGAGUUAAAAUUUUAUUUGAAACCGUUAUUUGAUCUCAUUAGAAAAAUCAAUUAAAAUGAUAAUUCAAAAAAGAAAAAAAAAGAAUAUGUAGAUAUAUAUAAGAUAAUUUUAUCAAAAGUCCAAUCGGACCUUUGUUUACUAAUUACUUUAUUAAUUUAUUAGGUGACUAUUCUAACAUUGAUCUAUCCAUCACUCCGCGAUUUAAUUAACAUAAAAUAAGAUUACAGUAUACAUUUUUUCGAUGUGCGUAUUCUUAACUGGAACUAAAGAAAAUAGAGAUAAAAAUGAAUCCGUAAAAAGAGAUAUGCAAUAGUAAUAAAUGCUAUUAAAUUCAUUAUCAACAUAAUAAUAUUUUUGUGCGUUGCUUACGAGCUUUCAACGAGCAAAUGCUUUAGUGUAUGCUAGACAUCAAGAGUGUUUUUCUAUGUGAAAUUAGGCCCAUUUGAAGACAUGCACUGUAUCGAGAUAUUUAUGAUUCAGAAUUUGUCGACGUUUCUACAUGUUUGAUACGUCUAACUUAAUGUGGCAAAGCAUCUCUGAUGUCCCAAAUGAUGUACGCGCAUGUAUAUGUAUUUUACAUAUAUAUACAUCAAUUUCUGUACAUUUUGAAAAAAAAAACACGCGUAUAUAAACGCUACACUUGGCUGUACAAAAAUAAAAAUAAUCAUAUCCUAAGGCUGUACCUCUUGUCUUAAUCGAUGGAUCUGAUUUAUUCGAAUUUGAACUGAUUUAUGAGAAUCGGUCGAUGCGUUUUUCUGAAUUUUUAGAUCCAUGGAUACCUAGCUGAAUAUAAUAUAUUAACGUAAAAAACGAUGAGAUGUAAAACUCACUAUUUAUUGUAUCGUAAAAAAUACGAAAAAAAUAAAGAAAAUUGGCUUAAAAUGUAA